Messenger RNA from Closterium sp. Yama58-4, 2364 nucleotides. Lineage: Eukaryota; Viridiplantae; Streptophyta; Zygnematophyceae; Desmidiales; Closteriaceae. The record is from the annotation of a GenBank genome assembly.
AUGGCCAAGUUCACCCCUGAGGAGGUGGCGGCUCUGCAGCAAGGCGGCAACCAGCGGUCCACUCCCUCCCUCAACCCCAUGCGCGAUCACCUCUCGUCUUCUCCCCAUGCCCUAUCACCCUUUCCGCCACUCCUGUCUCUCAUCACCCUUCUGCUUCCCCGCACGCAUGAUCAAUUCUUCCCUUUCCCCAGUGACCCAAAUCGGCUAAGGGAGUUCGUGCGUUCAGUCUACGUGGAGAGGCGCUACGUGGCCAGCAGGGACCCGCACGCCGCUGCUGCGCCACCUACGCGCGCGCAGUCCCCUUCCCCCUCCCCUUCCCCCGACCUCCCCCCAGCCUCCGCCUCCUCCCCGCAGUUCGCCCCCUCGUCCCAGCACAACGAUCACACCCGUUUAUCUUCUGACGCUAGAGCUAUGCGGGCGUCUGCUGACGGGUAUGGUGGUGCUAGUGGGGCGAGCAGAGGUCCGGGCAGAGGCGCGGGAGGUAGCAGAGGCAGCGACAGGGAGAGAGACAGGGAGAGAGACAGGGAGAGGGAGAGGGGGAGAGAGAGGGAUGGCUUGAGGAAGAGCGGGAUUAGUAGCGGCAGUGCAGGCGGGCAGUCCAGGCCCAGCGGAGGUAGCGGGGGUGGAGGCGGGAGCAGAGGGCGAGGAGGAGGGGCGCAGGGCGUGCAGGCUGUGAGUGUGCCUGUGAGUCAGGUGCUAGGGCGGGAUGUGGAGCUGAAGGUGUAUGCAGAAGGGGAGGAGGGCGCGGUGGGGAAUGGCGUGAAUGGGGGGCACGGGGGGCGGGGGGAGGAGCAGGGAGGAGCGCCUGGAAGCCCUGGUUCCAUUGCUUCCUCUGCGGCAUCGCGCAAGGCAGCAGACGCCCACCCUCCAACGCCCGAGAGCAAGCUCAACCCUUCCUCCACUGCUGCCGUUGCCACGGCCAGCCUCAUAGACUUCUCCUUUGACGACCCCACUACUGCACCAAGCACCACUGUCACAUCUGCUGCACCAGCAGCACCCGCAGCAGACCCCUUUGGGCUUGCAGAUCUGCUCGCGCCUGCCCCCGCUGCCCCUGAUCCCACCCAAGGCAUUGGCGCUGCAGGUAUGGGCGCUGGAGGUAUGGGAGGUUUGGACCCUGCAGGUAUGGGCGCUGCUCCGGCCGGGCCUGCGUUAGGGGCUCAGUUCCCUGGUGGCGCUCAGCUGUUUGGGGAUCAGGCCUUUGGGGGCGAGCCGCUGCCAGGCCAGCAGUUUGGGGCGCCGCCGCCUGUGGGAGGCCAGGCGUUUGGAGGGCAGCCGUUUGCAGGGCAGGGGUAUGGAGGUCAGCUGUUUGCAGCGCCCAUGCCUGGGGGGGCUUUGCCUGCUGCUGGAGUGCCUGCUGCGCCUGGUGGGGCGGAGUUUGGUGCGGUGCAGAACUCCGGUGACUUCUUCACCAACCUCCUCCCAGCGCCUACAGUUAAAAACGACCUGCCCUAUCUUGGCGGCUAUGCCGCCCCUCCUGCCCCCGCCCCUGCUGUCACCGAUACAAGCACACUCGCUUUUGGAUCACCCGGAACAGUGGCUGCUGCAGCUUCAGCUUAUGGGGCAUACGGGCAGCCUCCCAUGUCCGCUUUGGGUCUGCCGCCCCAAGCCAUGGACAUGCCGCCCUAUCAAAUGGCAGGAGCCGCUACAGGACAAGCCAUGCCAUCCGCCUAUGAUCAAUUCCUUUCCACCACAGCAGCCGCCCCUCCUCCUUUCCCCGGUGCCCCUGGCGCUGCUGGUGGUGGUCCAUUCUCCAUGGACCCAUUGGCUGCUGCUCUUCCUGGUGGUUAUUUCGCUGCCACUGGCGCCGCGGCUGCCCCGUUUCAGUCCCCUCAGCAGCAGAAUGCUACAGCCACCCCAUUCCCACACGCACCAGACCUCUCCCCCCAACCCUCCGCCUUCUCCCCCUCCACUCCUCCUCAACCCUCCGAUCCGUUCGGUGCACCACACCCCGUUCAAACCUCCUCGCCUGGUCUGGCCGGACCUGCUGGUGGGUUCGGAGGUGCCACGCCUGGAGGGGGCGUGAGUGUUUCUGCUGACCUCUUCGGGGCUGGUUUCGGAACGCUGAAAUCCGCCAUGGCAGACGAGGCGAAGAGCGUUCCGUCGAGUUCUUUCUCGAUCGCGGAGGCGCGCAAGUGGGUGGUGGAGAAUAAGCUACGCACGGUGGGCGGGCUGUGGGCCAGCGGAAUCGCAGGGUCGGUGCUGUACAACAUGCGGAAACCCGGCGAGAAGAUGAGCGUCAAGAUCAUCCACGCGAGGUUGCACGCGCAGGCUUUCACGUUGGCUGCGCUGAUCGCUGCUGCUGGCGUGGAGUAUUGGGAGCGCUCAUCCAACCCUUCUACGAAAGAGGCGCGACAUCCGUUGUAA